AUGGAUCUAGUGCGCACCCUUACUGCAUUGCAAAGACUACUAUUAUCACAGGGAAUUCACCUGCAAAAUGUUAAAGCCAUGAUGCAAACGCGGUCAUAUCAUGCAAUAGAAAAUCAGAAUUAUGUUGACUUUGACCUCUUCGCCGCCCUCGAUCCGUCACAGUGCUCACUUACAAAACCUGCAGAGAAUCUCUCCUCUUCCUCCAUCCUCUCGUCUUUUCCUGUUUCUUCUCCCGGAUUUCGAGAAAAGCUCCCCGCUUCGGGAAUGGCGAAUCAUGGGGCUUUCUCCUUUUGCCUCCCCUUCGCUUGCUUUCUCGUUAUUGCACUGUCUCAGUCUCAGUCCGAUCAGUUCAUCUUCCAUGGGUUCAACGACUCGGCGGAGUCCCCUAUGAUCUUCAAUGGCGCCUCCAUCAUCAAGCCCAGCGGAGCUCUCAAGCUCACCAACAUGUCGAGCGACGACAUCGGCCAAGCCUUCUAUCGUCGGCCUUUCCAGAUGUUGGCCAAGAGCUCCGCUUCCAAUGGCUCCGCCGCUCUCUCCUUCAGCACCCACUUCGUGUUCGCCAUAAGGCCUCCGAGCUCCGGUGAGGGCGGCUACGGCCUCGCGUUCGUGGUCGCCCCAAAGACUUCCUUCCCGGGUGCCAAGGCCGAGCACUACCUCGGCCUCUUCAAUUCCUCGAACGACGGGGACCCAUCGAACCACAUGCUCGUGGUGGAGUUCGACACGGUGAAUGGGUACAAAGGUACCCUGGACUCCAAGGGGAACCACGUUGGGCUCAACCUCAACGGCAUGGAUUCGAUCGCCACCAUGCCGGCUGCCUAUAACAUCGAUGGCAAGUCUAACAAUGAGGAGAUUACGAUGGAGAGCGGCAAGGCCAUUCAAGGUUGGAUCGAGUACAACAGCUCGAAGCAAUUGGUGGACAUCACUAUAUCUCCGAUCGAUGUGGCAAAACCGGUAAAACCUCUCUUGUCCGUGGCCGUUAACCUCACUUCAAUAUUUGAGGACACCAUGUAUGUCGGGUUCUCUGCUUCGACGGGGACCAAGAGAAGCUUGCACUACGUUCUGGGAUGGAGCUUCCGGUUGAACGGAACCGCGACUCCGCUCAAUCUGAGUCGGCUUCCUCUGCCUCCAGACCAGACAGAUUCAUCAUCUUCCUCUUACAAGCCACAGAUAGUAGCCCUCAUUGCCUCUCUUUGCGUCAUAGCUGUGUGCCUUUUAGGAAUCUUUUUCUUCCAUACCAUGAUCAAGAAGAGGAGGCAGCAUGAGAAUCUUGAGGACUGGGAGUUAGAUUGCCCUCACAGGUUCAGGUACAGGGAUCUUCACGAGGCAACAAAAGGGUUCAAACAGAGCGAGGUGAUAGGAAUUGGCGGCUUCGGCGCAGUGUACCACGGCAUCUUGCCGACUAACAGGUGCGAGGUCGCGGUCAAGAAAGUAUCUCGAAACUCAAUACAGGGAAUGAGGGAGUUCGUGGCUGAGAUCGAGAGCUUAGGCCGGCUGCGGCACAAGAACCUGGUGAAUCUCCAAGGCUGGUGCAAGCAGAAGGAUGAGCUCCUCCUCGUCUACGACUACGUGCCUUACGGGAGCCUCGACUCGCUAAUCUUCAAGCGGAAGGACGGCUUCGUGUUGAAUUGGGAACACAGGUUCCACAUCGUCAAGGGCGUCGCGGCCGGAUUGCUGUACCUCCACGAGGAGUGGGAGCAAGUCGUGAUCCAUCGGGAUGUGAAGUCCAGCAACGUCCUGAUCGACGCGGAAAUGAACGCACGGCUCGGGGAUUUUGGCCUCGCGAGGCUAUACGAACACGGCAAGAUGUCGCACACCACCAACUUGGUCGGAACCAUAGGGUACAUUGCCCCAGAAUUGGCCCGGUCGGGGAAGGCCUCAACGAGCUCGGACGUGUACGCCUACGGCAUUCUGCUGCUCGAAGUAGCCAGCGGCAGGCGUCCGACGGGUUCGAGCCAAUUCCUGCUGAUGGAUUGGGUGAUAGAAUGCUACGAGACGGGUCGGAUUCUCGAUGCCGCGGAUCCCAAGUUAGGUUCGGCCUAUGAUGCCGAGGAGAUGGAGAGGGUAUUGAAUUUGGGCCUUGCUUGUUCCCAGUACCAUGCCCAAGCUCGGCCUACCAUGAGGCAGGUGAUUCGGUAUCUAAACCGGGAUGAGCCGGUACCCGUUUUCACCGACGAUCCGAACUCUGCCGGUUCUCGAGGAGCCAACGACAUGAGCUUGAGAUUAUUCGAGGCAGUUUCUUCCGAUACAACCACCGGGACGUCUCAUGCGUCGACAUCGUCCCGGGUGUCAUCGUCCGUCCAUUCGUUCUCCACUUCUUUAGGCGGCGGUAGAUAAUAGGAGCAGCUCAAACCUUUCCCGUCUUUCGUUUUGAUAAUGUUUCCUGCAAUUCUUUUUGGUUUCCUUUUGCAGCUAGGACGAGAAAGGUUGAGAUUCAUACGUACAGAAAUGUUUUUGCAUGGCCAUUUUCGGGCAGUAUAGGAUAAACACACUACACAGACACAGAUGCAAUUUAACUUGUGAGAAAAUUUUUUGGUUUGUAGAUUUUACACCAACCACAGUUUCCGAAAUUUAUACGCAAAUUCGCUUUCUGGGAUUCUUCUUGCGAAAUUUCAGGCUUACUGUUAGUCUCCGAAUUCAUUCAAAAUGUUAUCGUAAGCGAACGAAUCUCGACCGAGAGAUCAGAUAAAUACUAUGCUGGACUGCUCCAAAAAGAGAUUAUUGCUUGACUCAGAGCAUCCUGCAUCGUCUGAACACGGG
This is a messenger RNA of Rhodamnia argentea, 2757 nucleotides long. RefSeq names its product lectin-domain containing receptor kinase VI.3-like. The coding region runs from base 1 to 2334 and encodes 777 amino acids. Gene Ontology annotation, cellular component: plasma membrane. Gene Ontology annotation, molecular function: ATP binding; carbohydrate binding; protein kinase activity. The record is from RefSeq and is a predicted model, not a curated record. The transcript has 2 exons. Gene Ontology annotation, biological process: protein phosphorylation. NCBI's taxonomy places the organism in Eukaryota, Viridiplantae, Streptophyta, Magnoliopsida, Myrtales, Myrtaceae.